This is a messenger RNA of Yamadazyma tenuis ATCC 10573, 2027 nucleotides long. The record is from RefSeq and is a predicted model, not a curated record. NCBI's taxonomy places the organism in Eukaryota, Fungi, Ascomycota, Pichiomycetes, Serinales, Debaryomycetaceae.
UCAAACCUCAUGGUGCCUGACGAAUUAGUAUUGGAUCCCCAAUUGAAAUACUGGGUUCUCCUUCCCAUUUCAGUGGUGAUGGUGGUUGUUGGACUACUUCGGUCUAAUGUCACCCUUCUCCUUAAAUCUGAUCCCAAAUUAGAGGAGUUCAAGAAGAACAGAGAAAAGCAAUUCUUGAAGAGAGCCACGUCAUUCAAGAAUGGUAGCUCAGUGCUCACUCGGGACGAGUUUCUCGUCAGACAAGAGUACUUUAUUACUCAGUUGAAGUCUAGUGAGUUCUUUGCUAACAAGAACGUCUCCAGUGAUGCCCCUGCCAACCCCUUGACAGACCCCGGGUCGGCCGAUGCAUUAAUGGAAAUGGCAAAGGGAAAUAUGAUGAACUACAUUCCACAAACGCUUAUCAUGGCGUGGGUCAACUAUUUUUUUGCUGGGUUUGUGAUCAUGAAGUUGCCCUUCCCUAUCACAGACAGUUUUAAAAGCAUGCUACAACAGGGAAUCGUGACUCCAGAUUUGAACGUCCGGUACGUAUCACUGAUAUCGUGGUACUUUGUCAACUUGAUGGGAUUGAAACCAGUCUACUCAUUAAUCAUGAACGAUUCAUCUGCUGCUGAUGAGCUUGUCAAUCUGCAACAACAAAAUCAGCAACUUCCAAACUUGGGAGCUCCUGGAGCCCCAAAAGUCGAUAAGAUCUUUGAGAAGGAGGCGGCAGACAUUCAAAUCUUGUCCCACGAGUCUAUCUAUGAUGGCAUUAUAGAUCGAGUUUUAGCAGCCGAUUUGUAAGUGUAGGCUAAUGCGCGGAAAUAUAUAAGUAAGCAUCGCAUCUCGUUUUCGAAAUUUUGUCAUUCGGUUACAAACAUGAGUCCAGCAACUGUGAUAUGUAUUGGAAUGGCGGGGUCUGGAAAGACCACGUUCAUGCAAAGAUUGAAUGCUCACUUACAUUCUAAAAACACUCCUCCCUAUGUGAUUAACCUAGAUCCAGCAGUGUUGAAAAUUCCCUAUGGUGCCAACAUCGAUAUUAGAGACUCUAUCAAAUACAAACAAGUAAUGGAACAGUACAAUUUGGGACCCAACGGGGCAAUCGUCACUUCAUUGAACUUGUUUUCCACUAAGAUCGACCAGGUGAUCAAGUUAGUGGAAAAACGUUCUGAAUCUGUUAACAAUGUCAUUGUGGAUACUCCAGGACAAAUCGAAUGCUUUAUUUGGUCUGCCAGUGGUUCCAUCAUCACCGAAGCGUUUGCGUCGACUUUCCCCACCGUCAUCGCCUAUAUUGUUGACACUCCAAGAAACACAUCACCCACCACUUUCAUGUCCAACAUGUUAUACGCAUGUUCGAUUUUGUAUAAAACCAAAUUGCCCAUGAUCAUAGUAUUCAACAAAACCGAUGCCCAAGACGCUGAGUUUGCUAAAGAAUGGAUGAAGGAUUUCGAAACGUUCCAAAUUGCCAUCAACAAAGACCAGGAUAUGAAUAGUGAAGACGGGUCCAGUUAUAUGUCUUCUCUUGUGAACUCGAUGUCCUUGAUGUUGGAAGAGUUCUACUCCACUUUGGAUGUUGUUGGUGUCAGCUCGUAUACCGGGGCGGGAUUCGACGAUUUCAUGGAUGCUAUUGACAACAAGGUGGAAGAAUACAACGAGUUUUAUAAGGCAGAAAGAGAACGGAUCUUAAAGAAGAAAGAAGAGGACGAGAAGAAGAGACAGGCAAAACAGUUAAGUUCAUUGAUGAAAGACUUGAAGAUCAAGAACGGUAAAACCGCUUCGAACGACGGCGAAGUAUUAUCUGAUUUGGAAGACGAAGAAGAGGAUGAAUACAAUGGAGAAGUGUUGAGGGAUGAAGACGAGCCCCAAAGAGAAUACACCUUCCCUGAAGAUAGAAACUCCGAGAUUAAUAGUAAUACUGAUUCUGACUUACAGUCUCGAUACCAAGCUGCUCUUGAAGCUACUUCCAAGACGACAUCAUCCAAGACUGCUGAAAACAUUGCUCAGUAUAUCAGACGUUAAGCUUACGAAAUAAAUGUAUAUUACCUUUGCAA